This is a messenger RNA of Sinocyclocheilus grahami, 4410 nucleotides long. Its product is annotated as retinoblastoma-like protein 1. Gene Ontology annotation, molecular function: RNA polymerase II transcription regulatory region sequence-specific DNA binding. Gene Ontology annotation, biological process: regulation of transcription by RNA polymerase II; cell differentiation; negative regulation of G1/S transition of mitotic cell cycle. Bases 127 to 3279 code for a protein of 1050 amino acids. Gene Ontology annotation, cellular component: nucleus; chromatin; transcription regulator complex. Lineage: Eukaryota; Metazoa; Chordata; Actinopteri; Cypriniformes; Cyprinidae. The transcript is spliced from 22 exons. The record is from RefSeq and is a predicted model, not a curated record.
UUCGCGCCAUUCGUGUGUCUCGGCAUUGUGGGAUAGCAUCAGGAGGUCAGCGGCGUUCCGGGUCAACUCCGUGUCUCACGUAAACCAUUUUCUCUGGACGUUAACGGAUUUUAACGGAUUCCAGCAAUGCGCGGAGAUGAAACGGAUUUGGAGUCCGUUAAAUCAGACGAUGGUUCGGUUCGGAGGAGUCUCGAGGCGCUUUGUCAGGAGCUCAAUAUGGACGAAGAGACGGCGGCAGAAGCGCUUCAGAACUUCAGCUCCAUCUGGAACACUUACACGCUCGAGGGUGAUGUCGUUCACUGGUUGGCCUGCUCUCUGUAUGCUGCCUGUAGGAAGAGCUCCAUCCCCACAGUGGGACGGGGUGUGAUGGAAGGCAACGGCGUUUCCCUUACAAGGAUCCUGCGUUCGGCGAAGCUCAGUUUGAUCCAGUUCUUCAGCAAGAUGAAGAAAUGGUCAGACAUGUCAAACAUCUCUCAGGAUUUCCGCAGCCGUGUAGGGCGACUGGAACGCAAUUUCGAAGUGUCCACAGUGAUUUUUCGUAAAUUUGAGCCAAUAUUUCUGGACUUGUUUCAGAAUCCUCAAGGUGAACCUCCCCGCCUGCCUAGAAGCCGCAAACACCGGCGUCUUCCAUGCCACAUCAGUGAUGUCUUCAAGUUCUGUUGGACUCUCUUUGUGUAUACAAAAGGUAAUUUCCAUAUGAUUGGUGAUGACCUGGUCAACUCCUAUCACCUCCUGCUCUGCUGUCUGGACCUGGUGUUUUGCAACGCUCUCAUGUGCUCCAACAGGAAAGAUCUCAUCAAUGAAUACUUCAGAGGACUGCCAAAGGACACAGAAAACUUGGAAGAAAUGCCCUGUGUCAUUGACAAGUUAUGUGAGCUGCAUGAUGGGUUGGUGGUGGAGGCCAAAGGCAUAAAGGAGCACUACUUCAAACCCUACAUAAAGACACUGUUUGAGAAAAGAAUAUUAAAAGGUGAUGCUGAGACUCUGACUGAAUUACUGGAUUCCCCAAAUUUCCAAGACAACAAUAAAGCCAUAAAUCGUGAGUAUGAGGAAUAUGUUUUGACUGUGGGGGAUUUUGAUGAGCGAGUGUUUUUGGGGGCUGACGCAGAUGAGGAGAUCGGCACACCUCGCAAGGCCACUGCUGAGCCUCCAUCAGGUCAACUAUCGGCCCGCAUGCAGGUGGAGAACAACCUUCAGCAGCACUUUGAGAAGACGCGUUCCCUUGUUCCCUCUACUCCUCUAACGGGUCGGCGAUAUCUGAAGGAGAAAGAGGUGCUGGUCACCCCCAUUUCCUCAGCUACCCAAAGUGUGAGUCGACUGCAGAGCAUGGUGUCCGGCCUCCGAAAUGCUCCAAGCGAUGCUCUGGUCCAAAUCUUUAAUUCCUGCUCUCGAAAUCCCACUGAAUCCAUUCUGAACCGAGUGAAGACCAUGGGAGAGAGGUUUAAACAGGCCUACACCAAACCCACAGAUGACCUGCCAGGAGCACAUAUGGAUUUUGCAGAGAAUCGUCUGAAGCUGGCGGAGAUCUUGUACUUUAAGAUCCUGGAGAAUAUCAUGACUCAAGAGAUGAAGAGAUUACAAGGGAAAGACAUGGCGGUCCUGUUGGAGCAGGAGGUGCUCCAUUGCUCUCUGUUGGCAUGCUGUCUGGAGGUGGUGCUUUUUGCGUACAGCUCUCAAAGAACCUUCCCCUGGAUUCUAGAAAUCUUCCAGAUCCCGCCAUUCUACUUUUACAAGGUGAUUGAGGUGUUCAUCCGCUCUGAGGAGGGUUUGUCCCGAGACAUGGUGAAGCAUUUGAACAGUAUAGAGGAGCAGGUGCUGGAAAGCAAAGCCUGGACCAAAAACUCGGCCCUGUGGACUGCGCUCAGUAACGCUAAUAACAAAGUCCCCACUGUAGAAGAGGUGAAUUUUCCCAGCAAUUUUGACACGGGCAACAAUGCAGGCGGUCCCACUCAACUUCCGUUGGUGGCGCUAUCCCCCAUCAUCCACCCUCGCAUCAGGGAGGUCCGCAUAGGCCUGGCCUCAAGUGCACGCAAAGACGUCCCUCAGUCUCCUAUCUCUCUCCACGACCGCUACAGCUCACCUGCAGCUGGCAGCGCCAAGAGACGCUUGUUUGACGAUCCUUCACCACAGUCCCCAGUGAAAAGAUUCUCAGUCACUCCCAUAAAAAUAAUUUCCAACACCAUGGAAAACAACCAGAACACCACCGCCACAACGACUGUCCUCUCCAUGGCAACCGGAAACGGCCAACAGCUCACCAUUCCACUGCCAAUGGUAAAGAACGAGACGGGCGGCAUCACAGUCAUCCAACUUCAGGCCAAUGAGAUGAACCCCCUCACCGCUCAAUUCUUACUGACGGCCUCUCCCAGCCGAACUGUAGCUCCACCCGCCAGCUCCGACACACAGCCCCCGGCCGUCAACAAACCCCGUCGCACAGGAUCCCUCUCUCUCUUCUUCAGGAAGGUGUAUCAUUUAGCCAGCGUGCGUCUGCGGGACCUGUGUCUGAAGCUGGAUAUCUCAUCGGAGCUGCGAGGGAAGAUCUGGACGUGUUUUGAACACUCUCUGCUGCACUUCACUGACCUGAUGAAGGACAGACACCUGGACCAGCUGCUGCUCUGUGCUGUCUACAUUAUAUCAAAGAUCACAAAAGAAGAGCACACUUUUCAGGACAUCAUGAAAUGCUACCGAACCCAACCUCAGGCCAACAGUCAUGUGUACCGUAGUGUUUUACUGAAGAGGCGUCCCAGAGAGCAGCAGACAGAUGAGAACAUGGAAGUGGAUCCACCAGUAGACCAGUCCAAUGAGAGGACGGAGCAGGCUGACAGAACAGAGACUGAAAGCGAAUCAGAGGAAAGAGGAGACCUCAUCCAGUUCUACAACUCUGUUUACGUGCUAAAGAUGAAAUCAUUCGCUCUUAAAUAUGCACAUUCCAUGCUUGACGGCAAGAUGGAGGCUCCUCCGUUAUCUCCGUUUCCGUCGGUUCGUGCUCAGCCUCUCUCUCCUCGCCGUGUAUCUCAGAGACACUCCAUCUUUGUUUCUCCUCAUAAAAACGGUUCGAGUCUCACCCCCAGUACGGCCUACACGUACAAGUUCACUGGCAGCCCAUCAAAGGAGCUGAGCGACAUAAACCAGAUGAUCCGUCAGGGUGGGGUGAGCAAGAAGCGGGCGUUCAACAUGGAAGGUGAUGAGACCGAGUCUCCAUCUAAAUGCCUGCGGCAAGAGAAUGACGACGUGCUGCUCAAACGCCUGCAGGAUGUGGUCAGCGAGAGAGCGAGUCUCUGACCUGUGAGGACGCCCAGUCUCCUUACAGACCCAAUAUAAAGCCAAAAACUCUUCCUAUGUGCUGCUCAAUGACUAAUGAGAUUGAGUACAUUAAUUAUGUCACAGAACAAUAGCAAAGCCAAAAACCAUCACGUGUUAUGACAGAUUUUUUUAAUACACCAGGAUUUCUGAAUAUCAGGGAGAUUGGUAUAAACUUAAUCAAUUUAUGCCGAAUCAAAGAAUCAUGUAUCAUGUUUUUUCAUGAUGCUCAUCAUGCUUUCAUAAAGACUCGAUUCUUACAUUACAGAGAUAUUCUGUAGCUGUAGUUUUCUCAAUCAAGAGUCAUGUGACCAUCGUUUUUGCAGUAGAAUCUCCCAUAUAUUAGUGAUUUUAUUUUUUUAUUUUAUUGUUUUUAUUUUAAUCAAGUUAUUUACUGGCACAAUGUUUGACAUUUUGUGUGUCUUUGGUGAACCUGCCAAUGGUCAAAUCAGUUUUGCGACCAUCCUGCAAAUCCUUAUAUUCAGUUGUGUGGUAUCUACACCUCUCAAUUAAUUGUAAUAUUUCUCUUUAACAGUGUUCUGUUUUCUGAAAUGGUCAUGUUUAUAGUGCAUUUUAGAUGUUAAAUUUGAUGGAUUGUUCCAUCUUGUUUAUGUGGUGUACAAUAACUUGUUCAACACCGUUUGUUUAACAGUGAUGCAGGUAUAAUUGUAUUAUUUGGUUUUGCUCAUGUAUGUUAUUUUAGUGACGUUUAUCGGUCAAAUGCUCAAAGGGGUGGAAGUGAAAAGAUCAUGCGACCAGUGCUAUAGCUAGCUGUAUCAGUAUUGUCGGUUAAUUUGGGAUUGGAAUUUAGUCUUGUACAAACGUCUUGUAUUUUAUCCAUUUAUGUUCUUUUGCCUUCGUCUGUCUCUAUCUGAUGUCCAACACUGUUGAUCUCUUUGCAGUUGGUGCUUUGUAUUAUAGCUCUGAAAUAUUUCUUUUGUUUGUUUAUACAAACUCCAUAUUUUAAACUUAGAAAUAAUCCUCUGCAUUGUUUGUUUUUCCACAAAAACCUUUAGCUUUAUUGUAAGUGUUGUUUUGACCAAUCAGCUGUUGGUCGGUUCUACAGUCAGUGCCUUAGCAUGUACAUAAUAAAAUGUUUUAUCAAUUCUCAAA